AUGAUGAGCAGUUUGGGGGAGAACUGCAUGGAACCCCUGUUCUCAGAAAACCGGAAACGCAAACUCUCCACUUGCGACACACCUGGUCUCGGGAGUGAGCGGAAGCGGCGGGAGCAAGAAAGCAAGUACAUCGAGGAGUUGGCAGAGCUGAUCUCAGCCAACCUCAGCGACAUCGACAGUUUCAAUGUCAAACCAGACAAAUGUGCAAUCCUCAAAGAGACUGUGCGGCAGAUCCGCCAGAUCAAGGAACAGGGAAAGGCUUCCAUCAGCGACGAUGUCCAGAAAUCCGACGUGUCCUCAACAGGUCAGGGGGUCAUUGACAAAGACCACCUAGGGCCCCUUUUGCUACAGGCUUUGGAUGGCUUCUUGUUUGUGGUGAACCGAGACGGUAACAUUGUGUUUGUGUCGGACAACGUGACCCAGUACCUGCAGUACAAGCAGGACGAGCUCAUCAAUACCAGCGUCUACAACAUUCUACAGGAAGAAGAUCGGGAGGAGUUCCACAAGAACCUGCCCAAGACCAACAUAAAUGGAGUGUCGUGGGGAAACGAAGCAGCCCGACAGAAGAGUCACACCUUCAAUUGCCGAAUGCUUGUCAAAUUUGGCCACGCUCAUGGCACUAUGGAGGAGGGGCCAGGGGGGCCACGUUAUGAGACCAUGCAGUGUUUUGCCCUUACUCAGCCAAAGGCCAUGAUUGAGGAGGGGGAAGAUCUGCAGUCAUGUAUGAUCUGCGUGGCCCGUCGGGUUACAGCUAUGGAAAGAACUGAGAGCUUCAAUACCAGGCACGAGCUCUCAGGUAAACUGAUCCAGAUAGACCAGAACUCUCUGCGAGCAUCAGUGCGUCCCGGUUGGGAGGAUUUAUUGAGGCGUUGCAUCCAGAUGUUCCUCCAGCACAGUGAUGGACAACCGUGGUCUCACAAACGCCACUAUCACGAAGCCUUUUUGCAGGGCCAUGCCGAGACACCGCUGUAUCGCUUCUCCCUCUCCGAUGGCACGCCGGUCACAGCCCAGACAAAGAGCAAACUGUACCGUCACCCUAUGAGUAACGAGCCACAGGGCUUCAUCUCUACUCACCUCCUUCAGAGAGAACCGAAUGGUUACCGCUCAACUCAAGGUGGAAACAUGUUGGCCAACACCAUGAGACAGCAACCCAUGGGAGGCCCCAACCCGAAUGCCCAAAUGAACAUGAACCCCAGUGGUGGGAUGGUGAUGGGGGGCAUGGGCGGUACGAAUAGGGGCUUUGGAAUGAACGAGCAUGGGCACAUGGGCCAUAUGGGUCACAUGGGUCAGAUGGGUGGCUGCUCUGCAUAUGGAGGAAAUAGUGGGGGUGGAAAUGGGGGCAUGGCUAAUCGCAUGAUGCAGAUGAGUCAGAUGGGGCAUAUGAGUCAAAUGGGUCCAAUGAAUAACCCAAGUCAAGGCAUGCAGCACCACCCACAUCAGCCCCCCUUUCAGAGUAGCGGGGGCUAUGGGCUGAGUGGCUUGAACAGCCCUUCGGGGAGCCCUAGGAUGGGCGCCCCCCAGUCAGGACUUUUAAUGUCACCACGAAAUCGAGGAAGUCCAAAGAUGGGCGCCAAUCAGUUUUCCCCUGGAGGCAUGCAUUCUCCCAUGAGUGGCAUUUGCAGUGGUGGAGGAAGCAGUGGGAAUACAACAACCUACUCAAGCAGCUCCCUCAACGCCUUACAAGCUAUCAGUGAAGGAGUUGGGAACUCAAUUCCUUCCACACUGAUGUCGCCUUCGCCUGUCCAUAAACCAGAUAGUUCUCCUAGUGUCCAUUCGUCUUCCUCCUCCCAGCCUAACCAAAUGGCCAAACCAGGCCAGGAUGGGUCCAAAAGCCCAGUGGGAGGCUUGGGGCCAGGGCUUGGACCUGCUGAGCAUCCCCACACCUUGCACCAUCAUCAAGCUGAAAGCUCUGGAGACAGACCUGACAGUCAGGCAGCUACAGCAUCUAAAGAUUUGGGAGAAGGUAGCAAUGAAGUGCCCGCGGCAAUGUCAGAACCUACUCGAAGGGUACCGGACAGUAAGGGUCACAAGAAGUUGCUGCAGUUGCUGACUUCACCAACUGAGGAGCUCGGAAUAGGUGGAAGUGGACCUCCAGGGCCCAAUGUACCACAAGCGCCAACCAACAGUAGUACUCCGGUAACCUCAGAAAAUAAGGACCCUGCAGGGGGAAUGACUAGCCCUACAUCCACUGGGGUGUCCUCUUCUUCCUCUGCCAGUACCAUUUCAAAUCAGACAAGCGGGUUAGCCACAUCAGCCAACUACACAGGCUCACUCCAAGAAAAGCACAAGAUCCUCCACAAGCUACUUCAGAAUGGCAAUACGCCCGACGAGGUAGCAAAGAUCACAGCAGAGGCUACAGGAAAGGUGGCACUAGACAGUCAAGAGGGCAGUGAAGUCGGUACGGGCGGAUCGGGGGCUGGUAGUGGACCAGGCUUGAUCACUGAGCCAAAACAGGAGCAGCUUAGCCCCAAGAAGGAGAAGACCCACGCCCUUCUCCACUAUCUCCUUAACAAGGAUGAUUCCAAAGAGCCGGCAGACAUCAAGCCCAAAUUGGAGGAACUAGACGGCAAGGGACCCUCGGGAACAGCUUGUGGUCCCCCAGGUGGUGGCCCUUGCCAUACUCCUGAACAUCAUGAGAGCAAGAUCAAGUCUGAACCACCUGAUGAUUUGCACAACCUUGAGUCCAUCCUGGGAGAUCUAAGGGGCACCAGUUCUGCUUUUUACCCGGAUCAAGCCGGAGGCACCGGGCCAAACGAUGUCAACAAACCCCACGGUUGUCUUGAUGAGAGCUUUCAGGAGAGCCCAGGUUUGGGUCCAGGACAUCGAGGCCCUUUCCAGAGGGCAUUGUCUGUAGAUGGGAAGUCCCCUGGUGCGCUUGGAGGAGCAGGAAGGCGCCCCAUGCUUGUCAAGCAGGAGAAUGUGACGAAUAGCCCAGAUGGGUACCUAGGAAAUAUGGGACCAAUGAAUAGGGCUAUGGUGGCCCAGAGGUCUCCCAUGGGGGGAUCCGGAGACUGGGGUAUGUCCCGCUCCAGCACCAGUCCAGUGGGUUCAUCUGUUCAUCCCUCCAUGAUGCGCCCCAACAUGGAGUACAAUGGUAGCAAAGGAAUGAUGGCAGGCCCAAUGGGGGGCCGUUCUAAUAGUAACCCAGGACCUAGGUCUAUGUUGCAGCAGCAGCUCAUGGAUAUGGGUGGCUCCACUGACAUGGUGAUGAAUGUCAGCGGCUUCAACCAGCAGGGCCAACCCAACUCCUCAUGGCCGGACGCUCUAAUAAGCAUGGAAGGAAACCGACGCCAGUUUGCAAGCACCUUAGAUGAACUUUUGGCACCACCCACCACCAGUGAGGGUCAAAGCGACGAGCGGGCGCUCCUAGACCAGCUCGAUACUCUUUUGAACAACACCGAUGGCACCACUCUUGAGGAGAUAGACAGGGUUCUAGGCAUCCCAGACCUUGUCAGUCAGACUCAGGGAGCAGAUCAACAGCUGGAGCCUUUCACUGGACAAGAGCCUUCCAUGGUACUGGACCAAAAGCCUCUUUAUGGACAAGGCUAUCCAGGACCCCCUACCAUGGCCAUGCAAAGUGGCUAUGGCGGGAAUCCUAUGCAGGGACAGCCUCAACAAGGCGGAUUUGGGCCCAUGCUGUCUCAAAUGGGCCAAAGUAAUAGUUUCCCUGGCAUGGGUGGAAUGGGGGGCAUGGGGCACCCUCGUGCUAACAUGAUGAGGCCCAGGAUGAUGAGUGCUAACAAACCCAUGAGGCUCCAGUUGCAACAAAGGCUGCAGGGACAGCAGUUCAUGAAUCAGACACGGCAGGCCAUGGGCAUGAAGAUGGAAAACCCUGGAGGCAAUCCUGGCAUGAGGCCCACUAUGCAGGGGGGCAUGGCUGGACAGGGUUUCUUGAAUGCUCAGAUGAUGGCGCAACGCAGCAGGGAGAUGGUGACCAUGCAGAUGAGAAGACAGCGCAUGAUGAUGCUAAUGCAACAACAAGCUGCUGCAGGUGGAUUCAGCCCCCCACCAAACGUCACAGCUCCUGGCGGCAUGGACAGCAGUGUGGGAGGCCCAAACAUGGGUCAGCCUGGUCCACAGCAGUUUGGCUAUGGAGGGAAUUACGGUAUGAGCCAGCAGGGUGACCCCUCAUUCGGCCCAUCUGUUGCCAACAGUCCUCCUAACCCCAUGAUGGCGGGCCGCCUCGGGCCUCAAAACACCAUGAUGCAACAGCACCCACAGGGCAGUCCCAUGUACCAAGGCACAGACAUGAAGAGCUGGUCGCAGGGCGGCAUGGGACGAAACAGUUCGUACCCUCCCCAGCCAUUUGGUCAACAAGUGCCUCAAGGACAGCAGCAGUUCGGGCAGCAAGGAAAUCCUGGCCAAUAUGGGGGCAUGAUGAUGAAUGGUGGCAUGGCGGCUAGUGGAGGAGCAGGUCACAUGGGUCAGAUGGGUAUGAAUCCAAUGGUGAUGGGGCGCAUGAUGGGACAAGAUCAGCAUCAGUUCCUCAAAGUGGUGGUACUGCAGUAUUAG
This is a messenger RNA of Nerophis lumbriciformis (worm pipefish), 4512 nucleotides long. The record is from RefSeq and is a predicted model, not a curated record. Lineage: Eukaryota; Metazoa; Chordata; Actinopteri; Syngnathiformes; Syngnathidae.